AACAAUCAGAAAUAUAAUUGAACAAUCAGAAAUAUAAUCGAAAAAUUGAUGAUCGAUUGAUAAUCAUCAAAUUUAGAACAAAUGCCGAAGCAAGUAAUUGUGACCGAAAAAAUGCUUAAAUCGGAGACGAAGAAGGGUGGAAUAUACAGCAACCUUAUGCAGGCAGGGAAAUUUUGAGAAGUUACUGCUGCGGUAUUAUGAUGAAGCAGUAAGAACAGCGAAGUAAAUGAUGAGCAAAAGCACAACCUACAUAGCGAAUCUCUUAAAGACUUGCAUUGACAAAAAAUCACACAUUUCAGGCAAGCUCAUCCACGCCCACAUUCUCCGUCUUGGUCUCUAUGACGACACUUUCCUCUCCAACCGUCUCAUAGAGCUCUACAACAAAUGUUGCCAAAUCAACACUGCGCGCCACCUGUUUGAUCAAAUGCCGCAUAAGAAUAUUUAUUCUUGUAAUGCCAUGUUGAGUGCUUAUUGCAAGUCUAGUAAGUUAGAGGAUGCUUAUUUGUUGUUUGAUGAAAUGCCUGAGAGGAAUGAGGUGUCGUGGAACACGUUGAUCAGUGCUCUGGUUCGAAAUGGGAUGGCGGAGAAAGCGGUGGGUGUUUAUCGCGGGAUGAAAUGGGAGGGUUUUGUGCCGACCCAUUUUACGCUGGCGAGUGUUGUGAGUGCGUGUGGGAUGAUGGGGGAUGUUAAGUGUGGGAGAGGGGAGCAUUGUGUUGCGAUUAAGAUUGGAUUGGAUGAGAAUGUGUAUGUGGGCAAUGCUUUGUUGAGUAUGUAUGCUAAGUGUGGGUGUAUUGGUGAUGCUGUUAAGGCUUUUGAGGAUUUGGUUGAACCUAAUGAGGUGUCUUUUACGGCUAUGAUGGGGGUUUUAGCAGAGACGGAUCAAGUCGAAGAGGCAUUGAAAAUGUUCAGAUUAAUGUAUAGGAUUGGUAUUAGUGUGGACUCUAUCUCAUUAUCUUGUGUUUUGGGGGUUUUUUCAAGAAGUGGGAUUGGUAACACAACGGGAUUAUUGGGUAACGCUCAUGGUCGGCUUAUACAUGGGCUCAUAAUUAGACUUGGUUUUGAGAAAGACCUUCACUUGGGUAAUUCUCUACUUGAUAUGUAUGCUAAGACACGAGAUAUGGAGAGUGCUGAAGCCGUGUUCAAUUCUUUGCCUCAAGUUAGUAAUGUUUCAUGGAAUGUCAUGAUAGGUGGGUAUGGUCAGGAUUAUCAAAUUGGUAAGGCGUUAGAUUAUAUGCAGAUGAUGAAAGAAUAUGGUUUUGAAGCUGAUGAAGUCACUCACGUCAAUAUGCUUGCAGCAUGUAUCAAGUCGGGGAAUGUCGAAACUGCGCGUAAAAUAUUUAGUAACAUGGCAUGUCCAAGCUUAGUUUCAUGGAAUGCAAUGCUCUCAGGGUAUUUUCAAGAUGAAAAAUUCAAAGAGGCUAUCAAGCUCUUCAGGGAAAUGCAGUUUAGGAAUGUCCAAGCUGAUCGAACUACUUUGGCUAUCAUCCUCAAUUCAUGUGCUGUUUUGGGGCUUUUCGAAUGGGGGAAAGCAGUUCAUUGUACCUGCAUCAAGGGUCUGAAUCACACUGAUAUUUAUGUUGGCAGUGGGCUUAUUGGCCUUUAUUCAAAAUGCAAUCAGGCAGAUGUUGCAAAAUCUAUAUUUGAUAGGAUGCCAGGCAGAGAUAUUGUCUGUUGGAAUUCUAUGAUAGCUGGAUUAUCACUGAAUUCGCUUGAUAAGGAAGCAUUCAAUCUUUUUAAACAAAUGAUGGGAAAAGGGUUGUAUCCUACUCAAUUUUCUUAUGCUACCAUCUUGAGUAGUUGUGCCAAAUCAUCAUCUGUUCCCCAGGGAAGACAAGUACAUACACAGAUAGUCAAAGAUGGAGUUGUUAAUGAUGUAUAUGUAGGAAGUGCUCUGAUUGACAUGUACUCUAAAUGUGGUGAAGUUCAUGAAGCCAGAGUAUUCUUUGAUACAAUGCCCUUCAAAAACACUAUCACAUGGAACGAAAUGAUACAUGGGUAUGCUCAGAAUGGAUGCGGCGACAAGGCUAUUGAUCUCUAUAAUGAAAUGAUUCAAUCUGGUGAAAAACUGGAUGGAAUAACAUUUCUUGCCGUUUUAACUGCUUGUAGCCAUUCAGGACUGGUUGAUCAUGGAAUCGCAAUAUUCAACUCAAUGCAGUCAGAGCAUGGAGUAGAGCCUCUUUCUGAUCAUUAUACUUGUAUGAUAGAUACUCUGGGCCGUGCUGGUCGGUUCCAUGAAAUUGAGGUAUUAGUGGAUAAGAUGCCGUGCAAAGAUGAUCCCAUUGUGUGGGAAGUUUUGCUUAGUUCUUGUAGGUUCCAUGAUAAUGUGACCUUGGCAAGAAGAGCAGCAGAUGCACUUUUUUCUUUGGACCCGAAAAAUUCUGCCCCUUAUGUUCUUUUGGCCAAUAUGUAUUCUUCAUUAGGAAGAUGGGAUGAAGUGAAAUAUGUGAGAGAUAUGAUGAGUAAGAAGAGCAUUGUCAAGAAUCCAGGUUAUAGCUGGCUUGAACAUAAGAAUGAGAAGCAACACAUGGUUAAUCAUUACAGCUAUAUGGAGAUGCCUGACUCAGAAGCAGUCUGUAUUCUGUAAUCCCUCCUUGUGUUAGAGCAAUCGCUAGGUAAUAGGUUAUCACAUGUUGGGAAAACUCAAAUGAAUAGUCCUCCAGUAUAUUGUAAAAUCUUGCUUCGAAGAUUGCUUUUUCUUGAUCACAUAAGAACGAAUACUUCUCUUGCAAGUACUGAAGGAGAUACCUUAAUCCCAACUGAAGAGUCUGAUGAUUGUACCAGAAUGUUCGCAUGCUAACUGCUGUAAUAUAGUGAAAACCAAAACUGAUAAGAGGAGCAUCACAUCAGCCUCACCAGCUCUAAUAAUUGGUGGCAUUCUUGGCGUAAUCCAAGCUUUAUUACUGAUAUCUUUAGCAGAACUUGCCUUAAUUAUUGUGGUGGUCAUAGAUUCCUAUAAGCUAAACCCUGCACAACAGUACUUGGAAUUGAAGUCUCUUGGUGCUCCAACUGUUCUCUCUCACUGGCUAUGCAAAGGUUUCUUUCGUCUCUGUGCCACUUGCAAGUGCAAUACGAAAUUAUUAUGGGUACUAUUAUACCUUUAAAAACUCACCAGAAAAAGAUAGAAAACGAACACUGAAAGGCGAUAUUUGGCUAUGCAGAUUAGUCUGUAACUAUUGAUCUGACUCGCAUUACUUGGAUAUAAUACAGUGGCAGGCGACACAACAAAUAUAGUUUUGGACCCAAAAUAUAUUCCUUUGCCGUCUUGGUGUGCAGCAAUUGUUCAUGUUUUUCUAAGUGUGUUACAAUGAACUGCUUUCAAGUAUGAUUGCUUGUGCUAUGCUUUGGAAUCUCCGUGCAUCAUUUUUUUAUGCUGCUGCUGCUGUUGGGACUGGUCCUUCGGCCUGGUUCUUGCCAUCAUCCUUGCAGUUGGGCUACAAUGUGCUGGAAGGAAUUCUGGAAAUGAUGUUGAUGUCUCCACCUCACUAUCAGUUUUCAGCUACUCAACCAAUCAAUGCGCUAGCCUUUGUUUUUGAUGGCGUCAGUCUGGGAGCUUCGAUUUUUGAUAUGCAGUACAUUGUAUGCUGGCUAAACUUCUCUGCUGUUCAAAUUGUAAAUUAUCUGGAAAGCUUCCAUACAGGGAGAGGGAAUGUAUGUCCUUGCAACUUGGCUUCCCAAAAUGACUUUCAUAUGAAGCGAUCAGGCACCAACUAAUGCCACAAGCAGACCUGGAUAUGUCAGUCGAUUAUAGUCAAGUUCUUGCAAUAUAAUGCCUGCCGGCUACGCACAGCUGUCUGGCCUUUGAUUAAUCUUAGUUUUUCCAGGCUCCAGCAGCCCUGGUACAUUUGCUCGUGCUGUUCGUCAAUUAAAGACUAUAGGCUCUAAUCCCUGCUUAGAUGUAAAGUAUAAUAUUCAGUACCAUUUGAAGACAUGAUUCAUGGUCUUUCUCGUAUCCACUGCCUGAUUCUCAUUUAUUUAACAUUUUUUCCUUU
Messenger RNA from Daucus carota subsp. sativus, 3989 nucleotides. Its product is annotated as pentatricopeptide repeat-containing protein At4g20770. NCBI's taxonomy places the organism in Eukaryota, Viridiplantae, Streptophyta, Magnoliopsida, Apiales, Apiaceae. Gene Ontology annotation, biological process: RNA modification. Gene Ontology annotation, molecular function: protein binding; RNA binding. The record is from RefSeq and is a predicted model, not a curated record. Bases 227 to 2584 code for a protein of 785 amino acids. The transcript is spliced from 5 exons. Gene Ontology annotation, cellular component: intracellular membrane-bounded organelle.